Messenger RNA from Cervus elaphus (red deer), 2351 nucleotides. It is a transcript of the gene PCGF6, whose product is annotated as polycomb group ring finger 6. Gene Ontology annotation, cellular component: PRC1 complex. The record is from RefSeq and is a predicted model, not a curated record. The transcript is spliced from 10 exons. Gene Ontology annotation, biological process: regulation of transcription by RNA polymerase II. The coding region runs from base 94 to 1149 and encodes 351 amino acids. Lineage: Eukaryota; Metazoa; Chordata; Mammalia; Artiodactyla; Cervidae.
CUAGCGCCUGCGCGUUGGCAGCUCAGGCAGGCGGACGGAACUCCCGCGCUAUCCAGCCACCUGGUCUCGCCUUGUCUGUUCUCUACCUACGGCAUGGAGGGGGUCCCGGCGGUAACCGCAGGCAGCGCGGGCGCUGCCAAGGCCGAGGAAGCCGCAGCCAUGCCGCCGCCGCCUCCCGUCUCCCCGCCUGCCCUCACUCCGGCGCCCGCAGCGGGUGAGGAGGGCCCGCCGCCCCUACCCGAGGCGGGGGAUCCCGGCUGCUCGGGCUCCAGGCCCCCUGAGCUGGAGCCGGAGCGCAGCCUGGGCCGCUUGAGGGGCCCCUUCGAGGACGAGGACGAGGAGUUGGAAGAAGAUGAGGACCUGGAGGAAGAAGAAGAGGAGGAAGAGGAGGAAGAGAUGAGCCACUUCUCGCUGAGGCUGGAGGGGGGCCGGCCGGACUCCGAGGACGAGGAGGAGCGCCUGAUCAAUCUCUCUGAGCUGACUCCCUACAUCUUGUGUUCCAUUUGCAAAGGUUAUUUAAUAGAUGCAACUACCAUUACAGAAUGUCUUCAUACAUUUUGUAAAAGCUGCAUUGUCAGACACUUUUACUAUAGCAACAGAUGUCCAAAAUGCAACAUAGUAGUACAUCAGACACAACCUCUUUACAACAUAAGGUUGGACCGACAGUUACAAGACAUAGUGUACAAAUUAGUGAUCAAUCUAGAGGAAAGAGAAAAAAAGCAAAUGCAUGAUUUCUAUAAAGAAAGAGGUCUAGAAGUACCUAAACCUGCUGUUCCACAGCCAGUCCCUUCAAGCAAAGGAAGAACUAAGAAAGCCUUAGAAUCAGUGUUUCGUAUUCCACCUGAACUUGACAUGUCUUUAUUACUAGAGUUUAUUGGUGCUAAUGAAGGCACAGGACAUUUUAAGCCAUUGGAAAAGAAGUUUGUCCGAGUUUCAGGAGAAGCAACUAUUGGACAUGUAGAAAAAUUCCUCAGAAGAAAAAUGGGUCUUGAUCCAGCUUGUCAGGUAGACAUCAUCUGUGGUGAUCAUUUGUUAGAACGGUAUCAAACUCUAAGGGAAAUUCGACGUGCAAUAGGUGAUGCAGCAAUGCAGGAUGGUCUGCUGGUUCUUCAUUAUGGACUUGUGGUUUCUCCUUUGAAAAUUACUUGAAGAUUGUAAGAUUAUUAGGAGUGGGUGAACAAAAUAAGGAGGCUUCUGCAGGAUUGCAUUCUCACCAAAGAUUUCCAUGAAACAUGUAAUUGCUAUCAUUUUGUGCUGUUUGGGAUGUAACUUAUCUAUUUUCAGCACCAAGAAUCAUAGGAGUCUUAUAAAUCAUAGGAUUUUUAAGUAUAACUUGGAAUGAUAGAAUGCGUCUGUUUAGUGAAAGAUCUGUUUAGUAAAAAGUCUGUCUGGUAAGUGACUAUAUAAAAAGCAUCCAUAGCUCAGGGGGAAAUUUUUUAAAGCAUUUACUUUUUAUGAUUUCAGAUACUUUGAUAUAGAUUUUGUUUCCUAAUCUUUGAGGUAAAUCAGUCACUGUUUUUGUCUUCAUUGAGCCAUACCCCUUUCAAGUUGGUGAUUGGGAUUCUGCUCUUUGGAAUGGCAUCAGUUGGGCAGUCAUCCAAUUGGAAAAGGAGUGUGCUUUUGAACUGAAAAUUUAAAACCAGACUUUGUUAAAUUACAGAAUGUACCUCUCAGACAAAGACCAAAACUAUGGGCCACUUUUGUAUGUUGCCGUCAUAUUUUGAACUUAUGUCUUUUUUUUUUUCAAACCAGCAACACUACUAAAGAGAUGUUAUCCACUUCUAAAAGGGAUGAAUUAUAAUUUUUUGUGUGUGGAGGAGGCUGUCCCUUGUAGGGUUUAGGUCUUCAGUGUAAUGAAGGCACAUUUAACAUACCUUACAGCAAGGGGUGCCUCUUUGCAACAUUUUUUUGAUUGUUAGUUUGAUUAACAUUAAUUUUGAGUACAUAGUAUGAUUGUCAGUACCUUGUAAUGGUACUGCUUUUGAAAGUAAUUUAAAAAUUUGAGUGAAUUUAAGGUUUACAGAAUACUUGUUCAUUGUUUCCUCAGUAAGUCAGUUUAAUGUUCAUUUUCCCAUUUGUUGCUGUGAUAAAGAAUACGGGUGUUUGAGAGCUCACUCAGUUGCAUGCAAAAAUUUCCAUUUUAAAGAUUAUUUUGCCUAAAAUUAGCAUUGUGAUGCUUUAAAAGAAAUAUUUUGUAGACCUUAUUUCACUGUAAAAUUUCUGAAUCUGCAUAAAAGCAAUUAUAAUUGGAGGAAGAUUGGUGAUUGUUUUAUAAAGAAUUUAUGAAUUCUGUAUAAAUUUCUUCUAACAUUUAAUACAAUUUUUUAAUAAAAUUUUAUUUUAACCUAUUU